AUGCGUUGGAAUCCAGUGAAAUAUGGCGAAAUUCGGCAAAUUCGAGUGCAACCGGACAAAGUGUGGUUGCCAGACAUCGUCCUGUUUAAUAACGCCGACGGUAACUACGAGGUGUCUUUCAUGUGUAAUGUCGUUAUAAAUCAUCUUGGCGACAUGCUGUGGGUGCCGCCGGCAAUCUACAAGAGUUCUUGCAUAAUAGAUGUGGAAUUCUUCCCGUUCGACGAGCAGGUAUGUACGUUGGUGUUCGGAUCGUGGACGUAUAACGAGAAUGAGAUCAAACUUGAGUUUGAACAAGCUGAAUGGGUGGACUUGUCCGAGUAUGCACCAUCCUCCAUUUGGGAUGUAAUGGAUGCUCCCGCAUCGUUGGUGAACAAGCGGAGCAGGAUCGAAUUCCAAGUGAGAAUCAGAAGAAAAACACUUUUCUACACGGUUGUGCUCAUCAUCCCUACUGUACUGAUGGCCUUUCUCAGUAUGGCAGUAUUCUUUCUGCCAACGGAUUCUGGUAAGUCUGAUAGCCACACGCUUGCUGGAGCUUGGCUUACUUAUUCGCAGCAAUUGGAAUCAAGACCAAAUACCCAUUUGUUGUAUCAGGAAACUCAACCUGGAAGAUAUUUUACAGGCGAAAAGAUGACGCUCACAAUUUCCGUGUUGCUCUCCAUCGUUGUUUUCCUGCUGCUGGUCUCGAAAAUCCUUCCACCGACAUCCAGCACUAUACCGCUUAUGGCAAAGUAUCUGCUGCUCACGUUCGUGCUCAACGUCAUUACCAUCUUAGUUACCGUAAUUAUCAUUAAUGUCUAUUUUCGUGGGCCAACGACACAUCGAAUGCCCAAGUGGGUGCGUAAGCUGUUCCUUGAGUGGAUGCCCCAUGCCAUGUGCAUGCAGCGACCAAAAUCUCAAGUGAGGAAACCAAUUGCUGACCCUCCACACCCUGAAAUCACGCAAUUACCCGGUCUCGGCCAUUUCACUAUCAAUCCGGCCGCACAUCAUCCUUUUUGUCCCAGUGCUGACGAAAAAACAGCAUCGCCCAAAACGCUGAACUGUACCACCGAGCUGACUACAAGGGACCCUCUUCUUCUGUCAUACUAUCCUCUCUCCGCAGAUGCCCUUCAAGCUAUAGACGCUAUUGACUACAUUACCGACCACUUGAAGCACGAAGAAGAGCAUAAAAUGUACCGCGAUGACUGGAAGUACGUAGCGAUGAUUAUCGAUCGAUUACUACUGUACGUCUUCUUCGGAAUCACAGUUGGCGGCACUUGCGGAAUACUUUUCAGUGCACCUUAUGUGUUCCAAGGUGUCAAUCAACGUGCAGUUCUGGAUCGGCUUAUUGACCUGUAUAAGAGUGGCGGAAAUCGUGAUUGA
Ostertagia ostertagi is the source of this 1359-nucleotide messenger RNA. The record is from the annotation of a GenBank genome assembly. Lineage: Eukaryota; Metazoa; Nematoda; Chromadorea; Rhabditida; Trichostrongylidae.